This is a messenger RNA of Cephus cinctus (wheat stem sawfly), 4618 nucleotides long. RefSeq names its product aminopeptidase N. The transcript has 10 exons. Gene Ontology annotation, biological process: peptide catabolic process; proteolysis. Gene Ontology annotation, molecular function: peptide binding; metalloaminopeptidase activity; zinc ion binding. Gene Ontology annotation, cellular component: cytoplasm. Bases 1732 to 4608 code for a protein of 958 amino acids. NCBI's taxonomy places the organism in Eukaryota, Metazoa, Arthropoda, Insecta, Hymenoptera, Cephidae. The record is from RefSeq and is a predicted model, not a curated record.
UCAAGCGUACAACUCGAUAAGUGGAAAUUCGUGAGAAGUGAUAUACAAUCCAAAGCACAGACCACUUAUCCAAAGAAGCUCAGGCAACCUCAUUAAGUCAACCAACUCAUUAAAUAGCUCCAACGUCACCUCGUUAAAUCCGUAUAAUUAUUCAUCCCGAAGCCAUGCUGCAUUGUUCUGAUCCACUGGGAUUUCCAUUGUUUUUUUGGUAUACCGAAGCUGCGUUUGCGUUAAAGAUUUUAUUACUCGCUUGCAUUAACAAGAAGACCUAGUAACCCACAGCAAGCUUAGAAAGUAUUAAAAGUUUUAUGAAAACCCGGUAUAACCGUACAGUGUGAAAAUUUAAAGAUAUUUUUCUGUCUCGAAUGUCACCUUUAAGGUACCUUUGAUACCAUUCAUUAAUCCUGAUAUUUUAUCUGAAUCAUUUACAGAUUCAAAAUAUCUCUUUACACUGCAUUAACUGCAAUAUCAUGUAUAUUGAAAAACACUUUUUUUUCUAGCAAUCGAUUCAGCACUAUCUAUUGAUACUUUGGGUAAGUUCGCUAUGUAAUCCUUCGUAUAUGGUACUUUUGAAGUUACGCCUAGCAAUAAGAAGGAUCCAAAGGGGUAUAGCUAUCCUAUCGGUUGGGUUUCCAAUAUCGAGAUCUGCGGGUCGUGAGCAAACCUUAUGUUGGAAGUCUACAUGAAGGACAUGCAAUCUACUUCAAUCACAUGCAAAUCCUGACAAGUUACACCGAAAACCUCAACAUGGUCUGGAUCUUCUUGUUCGCAUUGGAUACAGAGCAUUCUGAUAUCAUUGUUAAAUAAGUUAAUUUGAAAGGAGACAAUAAUUUUUCAAGUAUUUCAAAAUUAAAGAAUAAGUACAGCAUUCUUUCAAAUCGAGAUGGAGAGAGAGACAGGGGGAGAUUGAGAGAGAGAGAACGAAUAACGCUAUAGCACACAUGAUCCAAUUGGCAAGUUCAAAUGCGGAGCAAUUGGAAUACACUGAAUGGAGCCAUGUGUCAGAAUUUAAAUAGAAUGAAAGAAGCACAUAGGAGACGACGUGUCAGAAGUUUGAAGUCCGAAGACGAAAGCGGAUGAAUGUAGAACUUGAAAGUGAUACCGAUUGGAAGAAGCGAGUGUAAGUAAUUUGAAUAAAAGUAUAAAAACUAAACAAGAAUUAUAAUAGAAUGCAGAAAAUAUCGAAAGAGACAAUUUUUUCUCACAAGCCAAUAAUUUUGUUUGUUCAAUUUAGUAAGAAUAAUCUAAUAAGCGUAUUCUUAAUUGAUAUUAUAAACAUGAACGUUUUAUAACGUCAUUGUCGAACAGCUAUCCAAUGGUUACCAAUAAACUGUAUACAGAUCGCAUUUAAUCACUUGAAUUUACAGCGAUGCCGUAUUUCGAUAAAGUUAAUUACAAGUCAAGACUGCUCCAUCAUAAUUACGGCUUAGCAGAGAGACAUCUUGAUAAUGGAUUUCUUCCAGAUAGGUACUUAUGCAAUAAUAAACUUUCAGCGUCGUUACUCUCACGGCGAUGUUCCUCGAAUCAGUAGCAGAUACCAAACGAUAAAACGAGUAUGUAAAAUUAACGUGAACCGUGUGUUAUAAUUAUUCUUCAAAUUAUAUUAUCGAAGUACUACGUUUCAAUUCCAUAGGAAAUUGCUUACGCGGAUUUUACGAUGAGUUAAAGUGUUUUUCUCAGCGUAGCAAAGUAAUACUCCUCGCUGUGACGAAGCGACCAACUGCACUUAAAAUGCAUCGACGCAUCCUCAGUGCAACGAUAUUUCUGCUCGCUCUCGUAAUCAUCGAGAGUAACGCAACAAUUCCGGAUAAAACUUCCGCUUCCGAUUUGCCACAUCCAAAAGUCAAUUGGAAUGAUUCCGUCUCGUAUCGACUUCCGUCCGAAAUUAUACCGCAUCACUAUACUCUUCAGGUUGACGUUAGAAUGAACGAAGAGGAUUUCUUCUUUACCGGCACCGUUCAUAUUUCAGUCAACGUUAACGUACCGGUGAAAAGGAUAGUUCUACAUGCGGAUUCUCUGGUUAUAUCUGAAAGUGCAACCAGAAUCGUUGAAGAAAGUAGUAACAGUUCACUGGUGAUUAUUAGCCAGACAUCCGAGACCGUGCCACAGUUUUAUAUAAUUAAUUUAGCCGAGAAUCUUCGAUUAGGAAAUUACAAAAUUUCUUUGUCGUUCAGUGGAAAUAUUCUUGAGAACCGGAUCGGACUGUGCAGGACCAGUUACGGUACAAGUGGGCCGAAUUGGAUGGCGAUUACGCAAUUUGCUACAACGUACGCGCGACGUGCUUUUCCGUGCUUCGAUGAACCAGGAUUGAAAGCAACUUUUGACAUUUCUAUUAUACAUGAAAAUUAUCGAUUUGCUUGGUCCAACACGCGUGCCACCCAGACUCUUCAAAACUCAGGCAGAUCAAUCACUUACUUCGCUCGAACGCCAAGAAUGUCAACUUACCUCGUGGCAUUUGCUGUAACCGGAUUCGACGGACAGUCAGCAAGACCCGGUUAUGCAGUGUCCACCAUUGUUCGUCCAGAAGCAAUGGCGUCGGCUGAAUAUUCAAUUGUGAAAGGGGAGCAGCAAUAUAGAGCAAUUCAGAAUUGGAUGGGACAGCCAGACUUUGUUGAUAAAGUCGAACAGUUGGCUGUGCCUGAUUUUCUUUACUCUGGCAUGGAAAAUUGGGGAUUGAUUACUUACAGGGAAUCGGUAUUGCUGCAAAUGGACGGAGUUACCAGUUCGAAAGAUCUACAAACCAUAACCAAUAUUAUGUCCCAUGAGUAUGCUCAUGUGUGGUUUGGUAACAUGGUGACCCCAUCUUGGUGGGACUAUGUCUGGCUGAGCGAGGGAUUUGCUACUUACUUUGAAUACUUUGGCAGUUCUCUGGUGCAUAGUCAUUGGAGACUUAUGGAACAGUAUGUCGUGAAUGUGGUACAUUCCGCUUUGAGCUAUGAUUCAUUAAGCAGCACAAGAGCUAUGAACGGCGAAGGAAUUGGGAGCCCUUCGACUAUUGCUCAAUCACUCGAUAUCGUUUCUUAUCAGAAAGCCGGUUCAGUUAUCCGGAUGUUGUCUCAUAUAAUCGGCGAGGAAGUUUUUUGUACUGGACUUCGGAAUUACUUGAAAACAAUGGCAUUGCAAGCGGCUACCCCAUCAGACCUUUAUCGACUGUUGCAAGCUGAAGCUGAUGCAAGCGGAAUCUUACAGACACACGUAACUGUAGAAAACGUAAUGAACACCUGGUCCAAUCAACCUGGAUAUCCGUUAAUUACUGUAACCAGAAAUUAUUCGAACACAGUAACGGAAGUUUCUCAGGAACGCUUUUAUUUGGAUGCUGAUUUAAGUACAGUGAAUCCGGAUAAAUUUCGUUGGUGGGUGCCCGUGAAUUACGCCACUGAAAAUUCAUUAUCGAAUUUCAACGUCACAAAUGCCAUUGACUGGAUACGCCCUCAAGAUAAAAGCAUAAUAAUUAGCGAAUUUAAUAGUAGCGGCUGGGUGAUCUUCAAUGUUCAACAAGUUGGCUAUUAUCGGGUCAAUUAUGACACGACUAACUGGCAUCUGUUAAUUAAUUAUCUUAGGACUAAUAACUACGACGUUAUACCGCCUACAAAUAGGGCAUCCUUGAUAGAUGAUGCAUUCAAUUUAGCAAGAGCUGGUUAUAUUGAUUAUUCGAUAGCGCUAAAUCUUACUAAAUAUUUACAUCAGGAGACUGAUUAUAUUCCGUGGGUAGCAGCAAGCAAUUCUUUUGCAUUCCUUGACGGAAGGCUUCUCAGGCAACCGAUAUAUCCCGUCUACCAGAAAUAUAUUAACAGUCUGGUCAAGAAUUUAGGAAAAUCUCUCAGUUUUCAUGAGAAUUUAUUUGAUCUUCAUAUUACCAAGCUCUUACGUAAUUUGAUAUUAACAUGGUCGUGUAAUACUAACGACGAAGACUCCUUGUAUAACGCACAACGUCUUUUUGAUAUUUGGAUAAAAGAUCCUGCUUCCACAAUUACGCCUGACCUUAAGAGUUUUGUCUACUGUUCGGGUUUACGCAGUGCUUCCCGAAAUACGUGGGAACUUGUUUGGCAAAGAUAUAUUAAUACGGAUUUAGCUAAUGAACAAAAUUUAUUACUCUCCGGUCUUGGUUGUACAGCCGAUCGUACGUCGGUCGAAAGAUAUUUGAACAUAUCAAUCGAUCCGGCGAGUCCUGUCCGUUUUCAUAACAGGAAUACAAUGUUCACUAGUGUACUGAGAAGCAAUGUUGAUAAUUGGAGCGUGGUUAAUCAAUUUGUAAAAAAUAAUGCAGACAGAAUUGUUGAUACCUCUGGAAUUUCUAGACUGUUAAGUAUGUUGAACUCAUUAGGAAACACCAUAGUAAGCAGAGAACAGCUUAAUGAGUUCCAAAAUACUCUGAGUGGCUUCAAUGAAAAAUACUUUACUACGGAUGUUAAUGUCGACGAUAUCAUAGCACGUGCCGAAAAAACUUUAGCCUGGAUUGAUAUGUAUGUUCCUGGUAUUGAAAUUUGGCUCGAAGAAAAUAUUGAAAAAUCAAGUUCGACCGCCAGUACUGUAAAUAUUUUCACAAUUACGACAGUCCUCCUUAUAACGAUUGUAAAAAUUUUGAUCGACGAUCUCAAUAAAUUUUAAUAUAAUCUAA